AUGUCAAAAUUGUUUACGAAAAAUGCUUUUAAAAAGUAUGCAAACGAACGCAAUGUUUGUCUUCCCUUUCCUUAUCCGCUGAAGACAACCAACGGAUCAGUCAUUUGGCCCUUCAAUCAGAAAGGAUUUGCACUCUUCGAGGGAUCCGUUUGUUUCGGUGAUAAAUGUGUUCAUAUCUGUGACCAGACAUCGGUUAUAGCGCUACACAAUAUGGGCUUCUUUGGCAACACUUCCGGCAAACCAUGCGAUGACUCGUCGGCGCCGAAGACAACCACUGCUGGCAAACACGUGGACACGAAAGGCAAGAGUCGACGCGAACCCAAGUAUUUGAACGGCAAAUAUGUGUUGACUCCGACUUCGCUUGAAAUGGCUUUAAGUGAAGACAUUUUCAGUGAUAAUAAAUGUUUGGAUGAAUCGGACAAAUGUGAGGCCAAACCGUCGACCAGUUCUCAAGACACUGGAACUGAUGAUCAGUCGAAGAGUGCGCCAAAUGUGUUGAAGUUGUCGUUCACGGAAUCAUUCUUCCUGUCCUAUGUCUUCGGCUCAUUGAAUGUAUUGAAUACCGAAACCAAUAAUUAUAUGACAAUCGAUGAGAUGUGGGAAACGUUUGGCGAUCACUACAGCGAAGACAAACUCGAGUUCGCCGUCCAUUACAGCGCUUAUCAUUACUUCCGAUCCAAGGGUUGGGUCGUCAGGAAUGGCACCACUUUUGGCACUCAUCUGCUUCUCUACAAAGAAGGUCCACAUCUCUACCACUCUCUCUAUUCCGUUAUCAUUGAACUGUCAAUCGAUGGUCAAUACAAACGACCACUCGAUUGGUUCUAUAUGUCAGCUCUCGUACGACUCCAGAGGAAUGUCCGCAAAGAACUGCUGGUAUGUGUGGUAAACAUUGCCAAAGACUGUGAUAUC
This is a messenger RNA of Medioppia subpectinata, 909 nucleotides long. Lineage: Eukaryota; Metazoa; Arthropoda; Arachnida; Sarcoptiformes; Oppiidae. The record is from the annotation of a GenBank genome assembly.